AUGGAUGAAUUUGGUGCUGGAUGCCCAGUUGCUUAUUUCCUCAGUACACAUAUUGACACAAGGUCCGUGCAAGUUUUCUUUGAGCAGAUUAAAAAAUGUACAGGAAACAUCAAAACAAAGGUGUUCAUGUCUGAUGACUGUGACAGCUACUACAGUGCCUGGAGUAUAGUUGUGGGCCAUAGUGAACAUAGGUUAUCAUGUACCUGGCACGUUGAUCGGGCAUGGAGACGGAAUAUAUGUGCAAAAGUAAAUGGGAAUGCUAUGCUAAAGAGUACUGCAUACAAAGAUCUGAAAACUUUGCACUUACAGACAGAUAGAGAGACGUUCUCAGAGCUGCUGGAUGGCUUUCUUGCUUGGUGUGCAGAGGAGGAAGGAACUGGGGAGUUUGGCAAGUACUUUGCAUGGAGGGCACAUAUGUGGGCGUACAGCUACAGAAUUGGACUUGGCCAUAAUACAAAUAUGUUCUUAGAAGCAAACCACAAAACUCUUAAAUACUCAUACUUAUUAAAGAAAGUAAAUAACAGGGUAGAUAAAUGUAUCCAAGCCCUGUUGCACAGAACGAGGGACUCACUUUUUCAGAGAUUAAUAAGGCUUUAUAAGGGGACACAGAAAACUACACGCAGUGACGAAAUAAUUAAGAGUCACAGAAGAGGUUGUGGUAUCAAUAAAGAACUGAUACACUGCGUUGAAGAUGGCACAUGGCAUGUAUACACCCUUUCUGAUCGGCCCCCAUAUACUGUAAUUAUACAGAGAGCUCUUGUGCUGCAUGCCCAUUGUCCUGUCCUGAGUGCAAGUUAUGUGUGUUCUUGCACAGGAAGUUUGAUCAAGGGUAACCUCUGUGAACACACUCGUGCAGUGGAAAUCAGCAAAGGAACUGUAAAGCUCCCUAUGCAAGACAGGUUCUGCAGGGAAUCGUCUGUGCAGGAGUCAACACAAGUAGUUGCUCAGAAGACUUCAGCUGCUCGCAGCACUGUUGACUACCGAGCUGCUUUGGAAGACAGGCUGACUAUUGUGCAACAGUUAGCAAGGAGUGCUAACAGCGAAACUGCUGGCUCUCUCCUUGCAUCAUUUGAUAAAUUAAUUAAUCAAAUGAUGGCAGGCAUUGCAUCGCAAAAAGAACUCGUUGGCCCGCAUUUUCCAGUAACUUCAGCCCCACCAAAUGAGACAUGUAGGAUUCAGAGACAGUUCCAAUCAGUAAGGAAGGCUUGUGAAAAGAAGGAAAUUCAUUUGCAGCACCAUCCUGUGCAGAAAUUGAGACCAUUAUAA
Molecule: messenger RNA, 1266 nt
Organism: Schistocerca nitens (vagrant locust)
Lineage: Eukaryota; Metazoa; Arthropoda; Insecta; Orthoptera; Acrididae
Exons: 3
Coding region: 1-1266 (421 amino acids)
Molecular function (GO): zinc ion binding
Source: RefSeq, a predicted model, not a curated record